AUGGGCAACUAUUUGGAACUUCUCAACUUCUCCGGUUACGACGGGUACGACGGAUACGACGGUUACAACGCGUCGUCUGACUGGUGCGAGGCCGGCGAGCACGAGCUCACCAUCAAGAUGUUCCAGACUUGCCUCUUCUGCCUUGUCUUUGUGUUGGGCGUGGUCGGGAACUCCCUGGUCAUCGCCACCUUUGCGCACUACCGCCGCCUGCGGCUCCGCUCCGUGACGGACGUCUUCCUGUUCCACCUGGCACUGGCCGACCUCCUCCUGCUGCUCACGCUCCCCCUGCAGGCCGCGGACACUCACUUCGGCUGGAUCUUCUCCGUCCCGCUCUGCAAGGUCACACGCGCCUGCUACGCCAUCAACACGUACAGCGGGCUGCUGCUGCUCGCCUGCAUCAGUGUCGACCGCUACAUGGUGGUGGCGCGGGCGCAGGUCAUGCUCAGGCUGCGGAGUCAGAUUCUCAGGGCCGGGAAGAUGGCCGCCAUUGGCGUGUGGGUCAUCGCGGUUCUCCUCAGCCUCCCCGAGAUCCUCUUCUCCGGCGUGUCCGAGCCCACGGACGGCGAAACGGGGCAGUAUUACUGCGGCAUGCUCAAGAGCGGGGCGGUGAAAAUGGCCACCAACGCCGCCAUCAUCGCCGUGGUCUGCGUGUCCUUCCUCGUCAUGGUCACCAGCUACUCGUUGAUCGGCAAAGUGCUGUGCGAGGGACACGCCCACCGGCGAGGGAAGAGCUGGAGCCGCCAGCGCACGCUGAAGCUGAUGGUGGCGCUGGUGCUGGUGUUCGUGGCGUUCCAGCUGCCGUACACCGCGGUGCUGUCCCGCAAGAUAGCGGGCCAGUUCUGCGGCCUCCUGCUGGAGUAUGUCACCUGCACGCUGGCAUACGCGCGCUGCUGCCUCAACCCCGUGCUCUACGCGCUGGUGGGCGUGCGCUUCCGCAGCGACGUGCUGCGGCUGGCGCGGGACUCGGGCUGCUGCGUGCGCAGGCUCCAGCUGUCGAGUGCAGGCUCCACCUCUGCGUCACCCUCGUCGCCCGCUCUCACCGCGCUGGCGUGUUCACCGACAAAGCUGGAACACAGCUGCUACAGCAACGAGGCCGCGGUGCCGGCCAUGUUCCAGUUUCCAGGAACCAAAUAACACUUUGGUUCAUGACCCGGUCAGAACAAGGACU
Messenger RNA from Solea solea (common sole), 1168 nucleotides. It is a transcript of the gene ccr10, whose product is annotated as chemokine (C-C motif) receptor 10. Gene Ontology annotation, biological process: G protein-coupled receptor signaling pathway; immune response. Bases 1 to 1134 code for a protein of 377 amino acids. Gene Ontology annotation, molecular function: G protein-coupled receptor activity. Lineage: Eukaryota; Metazoa; Chordata; Actinopteri; Pleuronectiformes; Soleidae. The transcript has a single exon. The record is from RefSeq and is a predicted model, not a curated record. Gene Ontology annotation, cellular component: membrane.